Molecule: messenger RNA, 1287 nt
Organism: Symbiodinium sp. CCMP2592
Lineage: Eukaryota; Dinophyceae; Suessiales; Symbiodiniaceae
Source: the annotation of a GenBank genome assembly
AUGACUUCAUUGGAGGCCGAGGGUGAAGGAGCCUACGACGAUGACUUUGAAGAAGAGGAUGCCUCGGACGAUGACCGCGAGGCACCUGCUGCAGAUCCUCCGGCGCUGCCAGUCUCAGCAAGGACGGAUAAGCCGCCGAGGCCAUCGACUCCGCAGACAUCGCCUGCAGAGGCUCGCUUGCCCAUCCGGCGAGAGCCCUCCUUGGGCCGAUCCGGGAGCCGAGGAAGUCCCGUGAAGGCGGAUCACCGACAUUCCGUGUCGGUGCCUGUCGAGAAGGAUCCGCGCGUCAGUCGCACGGGCUCAGGUGCGCUCAUCGUUGCAGAGGGUCUUCCUGUUCUUACGAGCCUGGAUGACCAGCUGGAAAACGGAAGGAGCAUGGGGAGUGCUCCAAGCACAGGGCGGCGGGUUGUGCGAGGGAAAGUAUCGGUUGGGGAGGACCAUCGGCCAGGGACAGGUGACAGCUCCACUCAGGGUGUUAUCUCGCCGGCAGCCCCACCGAAAGAUUCAAAGCCGUUGUGGCUGCAGCAUGACGGAAGAGGUGCACGCAACAAAGAUGCCCUUCCAAGCUCCGGGUCGAUAGAUCCAGAUCCACCUCGUGGGGGACGCCGUGCGAGACCUGGUGAAAGCCCGGGCGCUGCUUCGGAAGGGGAUGCCGUGAGAAGCGAGGACCCACGAAAAAUCAAGCGUCUCCAGCAGGAGGUUCAGCGACUUUCUCAGCGUCUUCAAGAGUCAGAGAUGUUCUCUGCCCAAGACGAUGGGUUGCCCAAGUUCGCCUUGGAAGAGGUGGCGGUGGGCAACAUGCUCGCUCAAGGUGGGUUCUCUUCCGUGCAUUAUGCAACUUGGAUGUGCACACCAUGUGCCUUGAAGAAAAUCUUCGAUCCAGUUCUCACAGAGGAGCUCAAAGCAGAGUUUGAGAACGAGGUGCAGAUGCUGAGGCGAUUGCGACAUCCUAAUGUCGUGACACUCAUGGCAGUGUGCAGGACACCUCCGGCACUGAGCAUCCUUACCGAAAUGGUGUUUGGAGGCUCCUUGUUUGAGAUCCUUCAUGGCACAGCGCCAAGGCCUCGAGGUUCACUCGAGGCCGACCCUGCGACUCUGUUGCCUGUCGUGCGCCAGGCUGGAGUUGCGCUCGCUUACCUGCAUGCUAUGAUGGUUGUCCACAGGGACAUCAAGCCCAGACCCCAGCGGUACACCUGGAGCAUGCGUGUGUCGAACUUGAGAUCGGUAUCGGCAUUUCGAGAGCAGUCCUUGUUGUGCAGUUUCAUGUACGAGCAACACAACGCGUGA